Molecule: messenger RNA, 1431 nt
Organism: Caenorhabditis bovis
Lineage: Eukaryota; Metazoa; Nematoda; Chromadorea; Rhabditida; Rhabditidae
Source: the annotation of a GenBank genome assembly
AUGAAGAUCGUGUGCAUUGGUGCCGCUCCGACAGCGCUCGGCGCCGCCUAUCGGCUCAACGAGCUUCAGAGCGAGGGCAAUGAGGCGGCGAUGAACACCGAGAUUUUGCUCAUUGAGCAGGAGAAUCACGCCGGCGGUUUGUCGUGCACCGUCACCGACGACAAGGGUUUCCUAUGGGAUAUGGGCGGUCAUAUCACGUUCAAUCACAAUUUCCCGUACUAUGAGAAGGCGACGAAAUGGGCUGUAGAUGAAUGGAACAAGCUGGCGAGAAACUGCAUGGUUGAUAUGAACUAUGUGUUCGAUAAGAAGGGAAUCCAUUUGGUCCCAUAUCCAGCGCAAUUCGCUGUUCCGCUGUUCCCAGAGCCUGUCAAGAACGCCUGCCUUGUCGAUUUGAAGGAGCGCUAUGAGCGGGACCAUACAACCACAGCGCCGGAGAAUUUUGAGGAAUGGGUUCUUCAGCACUUUGGACCAACUAUUUUGAACACGUUCUUCAAGCCUUACACCAAAAAGGUCUGGACGGUUGAGCCAUUAAAGAUGUCACCGAAUUGGGUUGGAACUCGUGUCGCCAAACUCCCACAGGAGAAGCUUGAGGAAUUGUGCGCGAUGGAUCAGAAUGAGCUUGCCAAUGCCGACUUCGGCUGGGGACCAAACUCUUACUUCACUUUCCCGAAAUACGGAGGAACUGGUAACGUGUGGAACUCGAUGGCGAAGAAAUUGCCGAACAACUGGUUCAAAUUCAAUAGCAAGGUUGUCGGUGUGGAUGCAAAAGAAAAGACCAUCGAGGUCAUUGAAAAGGACCAAGAGACGCCGAAAAAGGUUGAAUAUGACGUUUUGCUCAACACGGCUCCAAUCGAUCAGCUCAUCAAGAGCACUCAAGUCACCGGACCAUUGGACAUUAAAUACAACAAGGUGUUCAUUGUGGGAGUUGGUCUCCGCAAGCCGAUGACGCCGUUCCUUGAAAAUUACACCUGGUUGUAUUUCCCGGAUCGAAAUGUGCCGUUCUUCCGUGUCACGAUUUUGUGCCGGUAUGGUGAGGUGACGCCAGACAGCGACAAGUACUGGUCGGUGAUGUGCGAGUGCGCCAGACCAAUUGAUGACACGGUCACCGAGGAAGAAAUCGUGAAGCAAACUCUCGAUGGACUCGUUCUCAAGGACAUGAUCACUCGAGAGGCGAUCGAAUCCGUCUAUUCCGUCACCCUUCCAUACGGCUAUCCGAUUCCAACGCCGAAACGAGAUCAGGAAUUGGCGCGCGCUCACACCGAGCUCGAAAAAAACCAAAUCUAUUCGCGCGGGCGUUUCGGCGGCUGGAAAUACGAGGUCUCGAAUCAAGACCACUGCUUCAUGCAAGGCAAAGAGUUCAUCGAUCGCGUUGUGCUCGGCGAGCCCGAGAAGGUUUACAAGACAGGCGUGGCGACAAUCCCGCGAGGUUAA